AUGUCCCAAGUCAUGGACUCCAAGACCACGAUGGUCGGAGAUGAUGGCAUGGCAGACGCAAUCGACGGCUUCGUCAAGCUGAAGGGCACCGUCAUGGUCGCUAGAUACCAAAAGGAACCCGGAGGGAAUAGGUUCUGGUUCACGCCAGAAACCGAGAUUCUCUCCGUUCAGUGCAAAAAAAAACUGUUUCUAGACACAACAGACAACCAGUUCUCGGAGGCAGAGAAGAUUUGGUUCCUUGUGCACUUUCGUAAAGUUCAGUACAAGGGCUCCACCUACUGCUUUAUUAUAAAGCCAAUAGCCGGAGGGGAUGUAUUCGAGAGAGUAGGUUGGUUGACCGCAAUGUUUGACCGAGAACCUCCUGACGAAGUCGAGAGGCAGAUUAUAGGGGUGGUCUAGGAAGUAAACGAACGGGCGAAGCUACUUUAGUAAUACAUAAUUAGCUCUUCCGAGGAACAUAGUAAGGGAGAAAACAUAUAUAUAAC
Messenger RNA from Colletotrichum destructivum, 485 nucleotides. RefSeq lists its product as uncharacterized. The coding region runs from base 1 to 399 and encodes 132 amino acids. Lineage: Eukaryota; Fungi; Ascomycota; Sordariomycetes; Glomerellales; Glomerellaceae. The record is from RefSeq and is a predicted model, not a curated record. The transcript has a single exon.